UUGUCAUAAAGACGUGUUAUACAAAUAGGGCACGCUCCAGUACGUAUACAGGAGGUCGCACAGGUAUGGUGAAAACGACCAGGUAGACAACAUUAAAACGCAGAUUGGAAACCGAUUCAUAGUUGACCAAUAUGGUGAGUGCGGCGGCGGAAGCCUUUCGUCGUUCAUACAAUCCGGAAACGGUGAGAUUGACCGGGCCGGAUGUUGGAGUAGUGGUGGCAUACUUCGUCGCCAUUUUGGCUGUAGGGGCGUUUGCGAUGUGGAGGGCCAAUAGAGGAACUGUCAGCGGAUACUUCUUGGCGGGAAGAUCUAUGACCUUUAUCCCGCUUGGAGCCUCGUUGUUCGUCAGUAAUAUAGGAACAGAACAUUUCAUUGGUCUCGCGGGAUCAGGAGCCGCUAAUGGUAUCAGUGUCGGGGCUUGGGAGUUCAAUGCAAUUCUGCUGCUUCAGCUCCUGGGCUGGAUAUUUAUCCCCGUAUAUAUAGCGUGUGGGACCUACACCAUGCCGGAAUACUUGUCGAAGAGGUUCGGAGGGACGAGACUUCGGGUAUACUUCGCUGUCCUGUCUCUUAUCCUCUAUAUCUUCACUAAGUGCUCAGGAGAUUUGUUUACCGGCGCCCUGUUUAUCCAGCAGUCGUUAAGGUGGGACCUCUAUCUCAGCAUAUUCGUUCUCGUCCUCAUCACCGGAAUCCUCACCAUGACAGGUGGACUAACGGCCGUGAUAUACACAGACACCCUCCAAGCUUUACUGAUGGUUGGCGGGGGUCUCACUCUCAUGGGGAUUGCGUUCUCAAAGGUUGGUGGAUACGACGGUAUGGUUCGUGAUUACAAGACAUCAAUGACAAACGAGACAUUCCGAAUUCCUAAUGCUACGUGUCAUGAACCGGACGUCAAUGCCUUCCGAAUGUUGCGCGAGGCUGAUGAUGAUUAUAUGCCUUGGCCAGGUUUCCUUUUAGGCCAGACACCCGGCUCCAUCUGGUACUGGUGUGCAGAUCAGGUAAUUGUACAAAGGUUGUUGGCUGCCAAGAGUGUCUCUCACGCCAAGGGCGCCACCCUGAUGGCCGGCUUCAUCAAGAUUCUGCCUCUCUUCAUGAUGGUCAUGCCCGGAAUGAUAAGUCGUAUCCUGUUUCCAGACGAAGUAGCGUGCGUGGACAAGGAUAUCUGUUACACGGUGUGUCAGAGCUAUGCCGGCUGUACAAACAUUGCCUACCCAAGACUGGUUCUGGGUAUCAUGCCGGAAGGUUUGAGAGGUCUGAUGAUGGCGGUGAUGAUAGCAGCAUUGAUGAGUGAUCUUGACUCUAUAUUUAACAGUGCCAGCACUCUCUUCACCAUCGAUAUCUACAAAAGGAUCCGCAAAACUGCGUCCGUCAAGGAACAACUCAUUGUUGGCAGGGUGUUUAUCCUGGUGAUGAUUGGCGUCAGUAUCGCUUGGGUUCCCAUCCUUAAAGAGACCCAGGGUGGCCAGGUGUUUAUAUACAUACAGGAAAUCACUAACUAUUUGGCGCCCCCCUUCGCCGCUGUCUUCCUCCUGGCAAUAUUGGUCCCCCAGGUCAACGAGAAGGGGGCGUUCUGGUCACUGAUGAUCGCGCUGAUUGCUGGGGUUACCCGGAUGGUGUUGGUAUUUGUGUACUACGACAGUGGGGACUGUUUACGCCCUGAUCCUCGCCCUGACAUCAUCAAGAACUUCCACUAUAUGUAUUUCUCACUCUUCAUCACACUCAUGACGGCUGUCCUAGCCAUCAUUAUCAGUCUGAUCACUGGCAAACCAGAUCCUAAAUAUCUGCAUAGAACCACUUAUUGGACGCGGUUCCAAAAAUCUCUUCCCAAGGACACAGAGUCAGCAGAUAGACGGGAAGGCUACGACAACCCAGCUCUAAGUACGAACGAUAUAGCUCUCCGGGUACGCUCCGAGGGGUCAACAGGGGUCAAAGAAGAAAACGAACCAAGAAAAGUAUACCGGGACCCCGGGCUAGAUAAAGGCAAACCCCUACCAGAUCUCGAGGAGGAGACUUCAUGCAGAAACCGAAUGUUACACAUCGCUUGUGGAUUUGGCGGGAAAGGUGUUAGUGAGGAAGAGGAGCGAGCGAUGCAAAAACACCUUGAGAAAGUUUCCGAGUUAAAGCAAAACCCAACGAUCCGUAUCGUACUAAAUAUAGGUCUAGUUAUGAUAUUAUUGUGUGGGGCAGGUCUCUACAUCUUCUGGUCCUAUUGGCAGUAUCAGCCUUGACCUUUUAACUGCAGAUAUGAUAUCAUGAUGUGUAUAUAUACUGGUUUAUAAUCUCAUUAUGUGUAUAUAUACUGGUUUAUAAUAUCAUUAUGUGUAUAUAUA
Pecten maximus is the source of this 2327-nucleotide messenger RNA. Its product is annotated as sodium/myo-inositol cotransporter-like. Gene Ontology annotation, molecular function: D-glucose:sodium symporter activity. Gene Ontology annotation, cellular component: plasma membrane. The coding region runs from base 132 to 2225 and encodes 697 amino acids. Lineage: Eukaryota; Metazoa; Mollusca; Bivalvia; Pectinida; Pectinidae. The transcript is spliced from 16 exons. Gene Ontology annotation, biological process: myo-inositol transport; inositol metabolic process; transmembrane transport. The record is from RefSeq and is a predicted model, not a curated record.